Messenger RNA from Aspergillus affinis, 753 nucleotides. Its product is annotated as MFS general substrate transporter. The coding region runs from base 1 to 753 and encodes 250 amino acids. Gene Ontology annotation, molecular function: transmembrane transporter activity. The transcript is spliced from 2 exons. Lineage: Eukaryota; Fungi; Ascomycota; Eurotiomycetes; Eurotiales; Aspergillaceae. Gene Ontology annotation, biological process: transmembrane transport. The record is from RefSeq and is a predicted model, not a curated record.
AUGGCAGCAUAUCACCUCAACCUUGGAAUAAACCUGUUCUGCAACUCCUCCGCUCAGAAGGCCAUCGUGGGGUUGAAUAGGCAUGUUGCCCUUCUUAUCAUGUCUAGCGCAUUGUGCACCGGCGCGUCCUUUGCGAUAUUAAGCACUCUUCCGCUUCAUCUGGGGAGAAAUUACCGCCUAAAUCCUUUGCAGAUUGGCUUGUACUUUCUUCCAUUUACGCUAGGAGCUAUUAUCACUCGCUGGAAUGUCGGAAUCCUGCUUGAUCGGAAUUUCAAGCGACAGGCCCGUAAGGUCGGGGAGGACAUUCGAUCAAACCAGGAGAUACAGCGUGAAUCCCAUCGCAUGCCGCUAGAAAAGGCUCGAGUGCAGGUGGCAUUACCAUUUUUGUAUCUUUCAUGCCUCGUCAUAAUAGGGUACGGUUGGGUCAUGGAGUACAACGUGCAUCUUGCUGGUCCCUUGGUCAUGCUGUUUCUAUACGGCAAUACCACAACCGCGAUCAAUAACUGCAUCAAUAACCUGGUGGUUAAUUUGAAUCCCAAUCGUCCUGCUGCUACCAUUGCCUCCGUGAAUACUAUCAGACACCUUACAUCCGCAGGAGCUGUUGCGACAGCGGUUCCACUGAUUGAUGCCGUAGGCAUUGGCUGGGUCGGCACCUUCAUUGCUGCUUUGUGCUUUCUUGGAUCAACAACUUUGUGGAGUGUGUAUAUAAAAGGACAGAGAUGGAGACAGGAGCAUAUUUUCGAAGAGGACUAA